This is a messenger RNA of Bursaphelenchus okinawaensis, 321 nucleotides long. The record is from the annotation of a GenBank genome assembly. NCBI's taxonomy places the organism in Eukaryota, Metazoa, Nematoda, Chromadorea, Rhabditida, Aphelenchoididae.
AUGGCUGGAUCCGAUCAAAGUCGCCACCCUCUUGCCCUUGCUUGCCAACUCAUUCGCUGCCGUUCCCGCGCUGCAAAAAACGAGUGCCCAACGCAAAAAACAGACAUAGUUGAGAGGAGGAGAGAAGAAUGGCCAUUUCCCGAUGCCCCAAACGCGAUCCGCAAUCUCUGCCGUUUUGACGCACUCUCACACUGCACAAGCGACCUGGGUCGUCGAGACCCUCGCCCACAACCGAACACCCGCCCGUCGCCGAAAACCUGUCUAAACAGUCGAGAAGAGCCAGAUGAAUGGGCUUUGGCUAGCGCGCAAUGCCAUGAUUAA